CCACUCGGCUCCUCUGCCCUCCUCCCCAGCUAGCCGCCUCCCCGUGCCCACUCCACCCGUAGUCCGGGCGUCUCCGGUCCGGCGCCUGGAACGUGCCCAGCGGGAGCCGCCUUCUGUAGAAAAGCCCGGGCACAGACCCGGUGCGGGGUCCGGGGUCCCCGAGGCGAUAAGAGGUAUGCGGGGUCGGGCCCGGGCGACCCCAGGCUCUCCACCCGCUUCGCCAGGAUCCUCUCCACCCUUCGGCCGGCAAGUCCUCCCCCAUCCCCGGCUGUGAGACGCCGGGCCCACCCCUCCCUCGACCCCAGCCCCGCCCCUUCUCCUGCGCCGGGGCUGCGCGGCUGGGAACCAUCGAGACGGCCGAGCCUCCGAGCCUCCCAGACCGGCCGGAAUUCCGGGAGAAGAAGAGGGGGCGUGAGUCCGAGGCCCGUUUCCGGUUUUGUCCCGCGUUUCGAGCCUCGGGCGGCGCACGGGGAGGGUCUCACCCAGGACACAUGGAUGCCCACCCGCCGAGCCUCAUGGAGGCUGUGACGUUUGGUGAUGUGGCCGUGCACUUCUCGCGGGAGGAGUGGCAGUGCCUGGACCCUGGCCAGAGAGCCCUCUACAAGGAAGUAAUGCUGGAGAACCACAGCAGUGUGGCUGGACUAGCAGGAUUCCUGGUCUUCAAGCCUGAGCUGAUCUCCCGGUUGGAGCAGGGGCAGGAGCCAUGGGUCCUUGACCUGAAGGGAGUCGAGGGGAGAGAGGUGGCAAGGACCUCCCUUACAGAUUCUGCUGUUGGGAUUGCAAGUGAGCAGGCCUGUGAGGACAUGGAUGUUGUAAAAUCAGAACCCUGUGUGGCCUUGGUCAGAAGUCCCCCACAAGGUUUUCCUCAGAAUUCUGGCUUUAGAGAUACCUCUGAUUCUGAGGUCUGGUCAGAGAGCAAGCCAAGCUCCCUCCUCCAGAAAAACUGCUUGAACACUGGGACUGUGACUCCCAAGAAGACCUUCGCCAAGGAGGGUGCCCAGGGACGUGGCGAGCGGGAGGGCAGUGGCGUACUGGGUUGUCAUCCUGACAGAAGUAAGGGAGGUGGUGCAGAAUGGCCGGCCCGAAGUUGUGACGUGUGUGGCAGGAGUUUCAGAUCUACUUCGGACAUUGCUCUGCCGCAGGAGCUUAAUACACCGAACAAACCUAACAGAUGUCCAGAAUGUAAAAAAAAAUUACCUGAUUGCCUACAGGGGAAAUCUCGAAGUAACUGCCACAGAGAGAAGCCGUACGAAUGUGAAGAAUGUGGGAAAGUCUUCAGGUUGUGCUCACAGCUUAAUCAGCAUCAGAGAAUCCACACUGGAGAGAAGCCAUUCAAAUGCAUUGAGUGUGGAAAAGCCUUUCGUCUGAGCUCAAAACUUAUUCAGCAUCAAAGAAUUCAUACUGGAGAGAAGCCCUACAGGUGUGAGGAGUGUGGAAAGGCCUUUGGUCAGAGCUCCAGCCUCAUCCACCACCAGAGGGUCCACACAGGAGAGAGGCCCUACGGCUGUCGGGAGUGUGGGAAGGCCUUCAGCCAGCAGUCUCAGCUGGUCAGACACCAGAGGACCCACACCGGAGAGAGGCCUUACCAGUGCCAGGAGUGUGGGAAGGCCUUCAGCCAGAGCUCAACCCUGGCUCAGCACCAGCGGAUGCACGCGGGGGAGAAACUUCAACUUCCAAGAAGCCCAGGUAGUCCCAGCCAUGUUCCACAUCAGAGAAUCCAUGCUACAGAGAAACCAUUUAAGUGUGAUGAGUGUGGGAAGGCCUUCAGGUGGGUGUCUCGCCUGAGUCAGCAUCAGCUAACCCACACCGGAGAGAAACCUUACAAAUGCAAUAAGUGUGCAAAAGCCUUUGGUUGUAGCUCACGGCUUAUUCGCCACCAGAGAACUCACACUGGAGAAAAACCGUUUAAGUGUGAUGAGUGUGGGAAAGGCUUUGUCCAGGGCUCACACCUAAUUCAGCACCAGAGAAUUCACACCGGAGAGAAACCCUAUGAAUGUAGUGACUGUGGAAAAGCCUUCAGCCAGAGCUCAAGUCUCAUUUACCAUCAGAGAAUCCAUAAGGGAGAGAAGCCCUACGAGUGCAUCGAAUGUGGAAAAGCUUUCAGUAUGAGCACACAGCUCACGAUACAUCAAAGGGUCCACACUGGGGAGAGACCUUAUAAGUGUACGGAAUGUGGGAAAGCUUUCAGUCAAAACUCAACCCUUUUCCAACACCAGAUAAUUCAUGCAGGAGUGAAGCCCUAUGGCUGUAGUGAGUGUGGGAAAGCCUUCAGCCGGAGUUCCUAUCUUAUCGAGCACCAGAGGAUCCACACCCGUGCCCAGUGGUAUCACGAAUACGGGAAUACCCUGGAAGCUGCUGCCCACGUGAGCCGUAGAAAAGUCAGCACUGUAAAGAAACUGCAUAAAUGUAAUGAAUGUGAGAAAAUAUUCAGGUGGCGCUCACAUCUAAUUAUUCAUCAGAGAAUUCACACUGGAGAGAAACCUUACAAAUGUAACGAAUGUGGCAAAGCUUUUAAUCGGAGCUCACGGCUGACUCAGCAUCAGAAAAUUCACAUGGGAUAGACCACCUGUCUUUAUAAACCUGUAUAAAUGUGAAUAAACCUACAGCCUUAACCUUACGUAUAUUAUAUGGGAUCAUUUAUACUGACAUGAAUUUAGAAUGUGGGGAUAGAUUCUGAAUUGCUCCCGUAAGAAAGAAAAUGUCCAAAUUCAUACAAAGUGGAUAUUUCUUUGCUGGAAUGUGUGACCUUGUCCCACUCAGCAAAGUCUGUGUCCCUCAAGUCAGGGUGCAUGUAUGUAGACUUUCGAGUUCACAGAAGAAAGGCCCCAGGUCCUGUGGAUGAGGAAGAGUCAUGGGAAGAGGCCUGUGAACUCUGCCAGAUGAACAGCUUAGAAGUUGCCCCAAGUGUCUUCCCUUAGCACCAGCUCCUCAGACUGCCUUCAGCAGGAAAGAUGUGUUAGCUUGUGCUGGCAGAAGCCCAGAGGAAGCUGCCUAGAGCUCCUUUCUCCUGCCUUCUUCACCUGACUCCUUUUCUUCCAAGUCAGCCUUCCAAGGCUGCAACCUGGGAAUGCAGCCAGAGGCCCUGGUACCAGCCUCUUCAGACAGGAGCUUGGAUCAGCGCUGCCACUCCAGGAAUAGCACCCGUGCCCAGGGACCUGCUCUGUGACUCGGGUGUCACUGUCCUCCAUGAAAUCCAGAGUCUGUCUGCUUCUCUGAGCAUUGUUAUAGGGUGAUCGUAAGAAUUGGACUGUGUGGGAGAGCUCCCCCCCGCCCCCACCCCACUGAGACCCGAGCCAGCAUCUCCCGAGGAACCCAGUGUGGACCUGGCCUCAGCAGUGCGGAAACAGCUCACAUGAGCCCAGUGGAUGCAUCUGGGGGCCAGGCUGCUUCCUGGACUCCUCAGAACUCCUACUACACAAACUGGCAAAACCGGGAGGGUCUGCAAGCUGCAAGUGAGCCCAUUGCCUUUUCCCAGAGGCUGGUGGAGGUAGAGACAGACUGCUCACCAGCAGAAUGAGGCUAAUCAGUGUUGAUGGUGGCCCUGCCCUCAGCAUCCUGGAUCCACCAACUGUGAUAAAGUUCCAGGGGACCAGAAGUCUUACUCAGACUGGCCGCUACCCACAACCACUCACUCAAGACCUGCCGAUCUUUGGUGUCAUUGCCAGUUAUCGGAAGGGUGAAAUUUGGGCCAGAGACCCUUCCCCCUUGUCCCAAUGGAGAGGCCCAUUUCUCCCACAUACAGAAAGGUAACCCAGAGGGACACAGGUCAGUCACUUCAGGAUUUAUUGCAACACUUGAUUUGGGUCACCAUCACUUGGCAUGGUUAAGCCUGUAGGUAGUUCCCUGAGACACAGCCUCGAUGGCCAUGUGUGGUAUAGCCCAGCAGCAGGUUCUGGAUUUGUAUCAAGUGGAAAACGGGAUGGCUAAUCCCUGUGUUUGCAUUGGGAGAUUCCACAAUUUUCUGGCAUUAGGAACAGUAGAGUUCAGGAUGGUCAAGUCUGUGUGUUUGUGUUUCUAAUAUGUGGAUGGGAUCUCAGCCCUACAACAAGGUCAGCCCAGCCGCUCAGCCAGGCACAACGUGUGAUGUGUUCUCGGACCGCAGUGCUGGUUCUAGGGAUGCAGAUUGUCCCCCUGGCCCGUACCUGCACUCCCAGGUGCCAGGAUGCCGUGAAAUCAUUGUGCCCAUUUCAGUAGCUGUAACUACCUCUCUAGCUGCACCUACUCCACCCAGAAGUGUGUCCAAAAGGGUCAGUGCAAGAGGUUUUGUGGGCCCACCCUUAGGAAGGCAGUUUGGUCACUGAAUGUGCCACUCCCAGAAAGGAAUCCUGUCUCUGCCACUUCUCGGUAACGGUGGGACAGAGGGGUGGGAAGUGACAUGAACUCUUCCAGAUUCCAGCCUGAGCUUGGUGCUUUCUGUCCUGUAACAGCAACCAGCCGGGAAGGGCCAGAAGAUGGAACCUAAAUCUUCAGCACGUGGAUUCUCUCUUUGGAUUGACAUGGUUCUGGAUCAGGGGCUGGUAAAUUAUAGCCUGUGGGCUAAAUGCUGUUUGCUCCCUGAGUUGAUGCAGCCUGUGAAGAUCCGCACUAGGCCAUUCGACUGGGUGGCUCUCAUGCCUUGGUAACUACACAAGCAGACUAAAAUCUAAGCCGGAGUCCAUUCCUGUAAAUGCACUCCUGUCUGAGAAAAUGAAGCUUUCCCAGAAAAUGAAACACCUAAUCACAGUCAGUCAGCUGAACCUUCCCGAAUAAGGCAACUGCUUAAGCCAUAACCAGUCCGUUUCCCAGUUUUGCUCCUGCGUCUUCUCUGUAAACCCCUCCCCUUAUGUCCGACCGGCACAGCGCCCCCGGUGUUUCAGCGUGGUCCUGCCUCGCUCCAGGCCGUGUUUGCGCAAAUAAACUCUUUAAAAAUUU
This is a messenger RNA of Hyaena hyaena (striped hyena), 4911 nucleotides long. RefSeq names its product zinc finger protein 7 (gene ZNF7). Lineage: Eukaryota; Metazoa; Chordata; Mammalia; Carnivora; Hyaenidae. The transcript is spliced from 5 exons. The record is from RefSeq and is a predicted model, not a curated record. The coding region runs from base 492 to 2561 and encodes 689 amino acids. Gene Ontology annotation, biological process: negative regulation of transcription by RNA polymerase II. Gene Ontology annotation, molecular function: RNA polymerase II cis-regulatory region sequence-specific DNA binding; DNA-binding transcription repressor activity, RNA polymerase II-specific.